CCCCGGCUGUCGGGAGGCUGGCCUGCGGCCGUCCGUGGCCCCACCCCGCAUCCGUCCCCGGAAUUUCGGUCCGCUUUUGGAAGGGACCGGGGUCCGCCGGCCUCCGCGCUCAGAGCCGGCGCCGCCAGCUGAGAAGCCGGCCCUCGGAGCUGCCCGAAGCUUCCGGGCUGCGCCGCGGACCCUGGACUGGGGAAGCGUAUGUGGUUCCGGGCGCCGGGCGUGCGGCGCGCCAAUCAGGGCUGGAUACUGGGGGCGCGUCAGUGCGGGCUUUGCUGUUAGAUGUCACAUCCUGAAUCCUGGUAUGGAGACGUUUCCUGCUUCAAAAUAGCAAUACAAGAUACUGUUUUUUGGAUUUGGGUGGCUUUUCUUCAUGCGCCAAUUGUUUAAGGACUAUGAGGUACGUCAGUACGUUGUACAGGUGAUCUUCUCCGUGACAUUUGCAUUUUCUUGCACCAUGUUUGAGCUCAUUAUCUUUGAAAUCUUAGGAGUAUUGAAUAGCAGCUCUCGUUAUUUUCACUGGAAAAUGAACCUGUGUGUAAUUCUGCUGAUCCUGGUUUUCAUGGUGCCUUUUUACAUUGGCUAUUUUAUUGUGAGCAACAUCCAGCUACUGCAUAAACAACGACUGCUUUUCUCCUGUCUCUUAUGGCUGACCUUUAUGUAUUUCUUCUGGAAACUAGGAGAUCCCUUUCCCAUUCUCAGCCCAAAACAUGGGAUUUUAUCCAUAGAACAGCUCAUCAGCCGGGUUGGUGUGAUUGGAGUGACUCUCAUGGCUCUUCUUUCUGGAUUUGGUGCUGUCAACUGCCCAUACACUUACAUGUCUUACUUCCUCAGGAAUGUGACUGACACAGAUAUUCUAGCCCUGGAACGGCGACUGCUCCAAACCAUGGAUAUGAUCAUAAGCAAAAAGAAAAGGAUGGCAAUGGCACGGAGAACAUUGUUCCAGAAGGGGGAGGUGUAUAACAAACCAUCAGGUUUCUGGGGAAUGAUAAAAAGUGUUGCCACUUCAGCACCAGGAAGUGAAAUGCCAGAUCUUACUCUUAUUCAACAGGAAGUGGAUGCUUUGGAAGAACUAAGCAGGCAGCUUUUUCUGGAAACAGCUGAUCUGUAUGCUACCAAGGAGAGAAUAGAAUACUCCAAAACCUUCAAAGGGAAAUAUUUUAAUUUUCUUGGUUACUUUUUCUCUAUUUACUGUGUUUGGAAAAUUUUCAUGGCCACCAUCAAUAUUGUUUUUGAUCGAGUUGGGAAAACAGAUCCUGUCACAAGAGGCAUUGAGAUCACUGUGAAUUAUCUGGGAAUCCAAUUUGAUGUGAAGUUUUGGUCCCAACACAUUUCCUUCAUUCUUGUUGGAAUAAUCAUUGUCACGUCCAUCAGAGGAUUGCUGAUCACUCUUACCAAGUUCUUUUAUGCCAUCUCUAGCAGUAAGUCCUCCAAUGUCAUUGUCCUGCUGUUAGCACAGAUAAUGGGCAUGUACUUUGUCUCCUCUGUGCUGCUGAUUCGAAUGAGUAUGCCUCUAGAAUACCGCACCAUAAUCACCGAGGUCCUUGGAGAGCUGCAGUUCAACUUCUAUCACCGUUGGUUUGAUGUGAUCUUCCUGGUCAGCGCGCUCUCUAGCAUACUGUUCCUCUAUUUGGCUCACAAACAGGCACCAGAGAAGCAUAUGGCACCUUGAACUCAGGCCUACUACAGACCGUUAGAGGCCAGUGGUCUCAAAAUUUAGAUAUCAGAGGGGAAGAAAAUGGAGGGAACCAGGGCCUGACAUUUUACAAACACACACGAUGUAGCAUUUUUACCACGAGUAGCAUCAGCCAGAACAUGAGGGAGAGAAGUAACUCAAGACAAUACUCAGCGGAGAGUGUCCUGUGUGGACCUGAGGCUGGUGCAGAAGCGGAGAGGAGCCAAGAAACUAAAGGGGAAAAAUAAAUACACUGGAACUCUGGGGCAAGAGAUGUCUGUGGUAGCUGGGCCAAACAAACACAUAGGAUUUCCAUUUUAAGGUUCACAUGGAGAAGGUUACAGCUUUCGCCUGAGAUUGACUGUCAUUAAAAUCAGAGAUUGUAACACUUUGGCCUUAAGUUCAUUUUAUCAAGCAUAGCUUGGUAUUAUGCUUGUGUGAUCUAACAUAAGUUAGCAUCCCAUCCCUCCUCAUCUGAUCCUGCCACAUCAUUAAAAUAACCAAGAGGUUUCUGUUCUUUUCCGGGAAAGGGACGGUGUAUACCUGAAAUAGAUUCUACCGAAAGAGAGACUUCAGGUAUGUCAUUUUUUCUUGAUUUCCUGUUAACUUGGUAUUAUAUCCUACAUUCAA
Messenger RNA from Cebus imitator (Panamanian white-faced capuchin), 2302 nucleotides. Its product is annotated as Golgi pH regulator. Gene Ontology annotation, molecular function: voltage-gated monoatomic anion channel activity. Gene Ontology annotation, cellular component: Golgi cisterna membrane. Bases 371 to 1669 code for a protein of 432 amino acids. The record is from RefSeq and is a predicted model, not a curated record. Lineage: Eukaryota; Metazoa; Chordata; Mammalia; Primates; Cebidae. The transcript is spliced from 14 exons. Gene Ontology annotation, biological process: intracellular pH reduction.